CCAUGAAUCUCUUAAGUCCAUUUGAAGGUGCUUUAGAGCCUUUCUCAAAACUCUGCUUCCUGAACACUCAACUAUAAGAAUUGCAUAUAAAGCUAAAAAUUUAUGACACAAUAUGCAUGUUAAAGUUCUUAAUAAACGUUAGCUAGCAACAAGCAACCCUCAAAAUAGGCAUCGAGAAGAUGGAUGACUUUUCAAAGGCAGAAAAAAAAAUCCCAGAAAACAGGUACAAUCGAAUUGAAUGAUGAAUGCUGAUUUUUCCACGGAGUGAUUGACCUGCAAGCGGAGCCGUGGAAACUCGGGGCUCUAAUCACUUAAAUUCCCAAGCGCAAAGCCUCUAUAAAAGGGGAGCUAAAUCCUAGCCUUAAACAUAUAUCUUACCUUCUCAUUCUUCUCUUUCUUCAACUCCAUGGCUAAGCUCUAUUCAGCAGGAAAAAGCCCCCCAAGGAUGGCUGCAAUGCUGCUUCUUUUUGGGCUGCUAAUGGCUAGUCUAGAGAUAACAGGUGCCCAAAUAGGAGUUUGUUAUGGCAGGAAUGGCAACAACUUGCCAGCACCAGGAGAAGUUGUAGCUCUCUACAACCAGUACAACAUCCGAAGAAUGCGACUAUAUGACACUAGACAAGAUGCUCUCCAAGCCCUUGGAGGCUCUAAUAUUGAGCUCAUCCUAGGCGUCCCCAACGAUAACCUCCAAAAUAUUGCUUCCAGCCAGGCCAAUGCCGAUUCAUGGGUCCAAGACAACAUAAAAAACCAUCUUAAUGUAAAGUUCCGGUACAUCGCAGUUGGAAACGAAGUGAGUCCUUCAGGCGCCCAGGCCCAAUUUGUUCUCCCUGCCAUGCAAAACAUUAACAAUGCAAUUUCGUCCGCCGGCCUAGGGAACCAAAUCAAGGUCUCCACCGCCAUUGACACUGGAGUUCUAGGAGUGUCCUACCCACCAUCAAGUGGCUCCUUCAAGAGUGGCGUCCUGUCAUUUCUCACUUCCAUCAUCAGCUUCUUAGUCAAGAACAAUGCCCCAUUACUUGUCAACUUGUACCCUUAUUUCAGUGACCUUAGCAAUCUGAAUUAUGCUCUUUUCACAGCUCCUGGAGUUGUGGUGCAAGAUGGGCAGCUUGGUUACAAGAAUCUUUUUGAUGCCAUAUUGGAUGCUGUUUACUCAGCGCUGGAGAGGGCUGGUGGGAGUUCUUUGAAGAUUGUUGUUUCAGAGAGUGGUUGGCCUUCAGCCGGCGGGACACAAACCACAGUUGAUAAUGCAAGGACUUACAACUCCAAUUUGAUUCAGCAUGUCAAAGGUGGGACUCCAAAGAGGCCUACAGGACCUAUUGAGACUUAUGUGUUUGCCAUGUUUGACGAGGACAACAAAACCCCAGAAUUGGAGAAGCAUUGGGGGCUCUUCCUCCCUAACAAACAACCUAAAUACACAAUCAAUUUCAACUAGAAGAAGCAAAAUUAAGUGCAGUAGAAGACUAAGGGCGAGGCUUUCUUUCAUGUAUUACUAUCUUGAAUAAGGGUCUCCCCCCACUUCUUCAAAAAAUGAUCCUAUAGAGGCAAAAUGCUACCACAUUUUUGUCUUCAUAUAUGCCAUAAUAAAAGGUAAAUAAUCUUAAUAAAGGAGAAUACAUUAUCUUAA
Vitis vinifera (wine grape) is the source of this 1621-nucleotide messenger RNA. Its product is annotated as glucan endo-1,3-beta-glucosidase. Gene Ontology annotation, molecular function: hydrolase activity, hydrolyzing O-glycosyl compounds. Gene Ontology annotation, biological process: carbohydrate metabolic process. The transcript has 2 exons. Bases 407 to 1429 code for a protein of 340 amino acids. The record is from RefSeq and is a predicted model, not a curated record. Gene Ontology annotation, cellular component: plasma membrane; cell wall. Lineage: Eukaryota; Viridiplantae; Streptophyta; Magnoliopsida; Vitales; Vitaceae.